This is a messenger RNA of Bombina bombina (fire-bellied toad), 1919 nucleotides long. RefSeq names its product GTP binding protein 6 (putative) (gene GTPBP6). Gene Ontology annotation, molecular function: ribosome binding; GTP binding. The record is from RefSeq and is a predicted model, not a curated record. The coding region runs from base 1 to 1662 and encodes 553 amino acids. The transcript has 10 exons. Gene Ontology annotation, cellular component: cytoplasm. Lineage: Eukaryota; Metazoa; Chordata; Amphibia; Anura; Bombinatoridae.
AUGUCAUGGAAGCACCGACUGCAAGCAAUGUCUGUGCUGCGGCAUUGGUUGCUGUGGACAUCACGGCCAUGCGCUGUUCGCAUGUUCAGUGCCGUGCACACUGCAACUAGGAAGUCGGUAGAUGCUUUAGCUAAAGCCCACAGCCUACCUCUCGUAUCACACACCCCCGUGAGCACUGCCCUGCCCAAUACGCUAGGACAUAAUCACUGUUUGUGGUUCCGCUUUAUUUGCACUAGCUCACCCGCUCAGAAAGCUGGCGGCAGAAGGGAUGACAGAGACCCCGGGAACAGAGCAGAUGCUGACUAUGUGGAGGAGGAGCAAGAAGAAGAGACAGAAGAGGAGACAGAAGAGGAUGUGGACGAGCUCUUAUCCCCACAAACUGUUAUAGAAGGGGCUCAGAGGAUAUUUAUUGUCCACCCAGAUGUGAAAUGGGGCACUAAGAAAUUACACUUAACCACUGCUGAAUUGCAGGUUGCUGAAGCUGAAGCCCUGGUACAUAGCCUUCCCAACUGGACUGUUAUAGACAAGCUAAUAAUGUCAACAAAAUCUCCAGACAGCAAAUUCAUAUUCGGCAAAGGAAAUUUUCAAAUUCUUACAGAAAUGCUUAAAGGACAUUCUCACAUAACUGCAGUUUUCGUGAAUAUGGAAAAAAUAUCUUCAGUGGCUAAGAAAGAAUUAGAAGCAGCUUGGGGUGUGAAGGUCUUUGACAGAUAUACAGUAGUUCUGAAUAUUUUCCGCUACAAUGCUCGCACAAGAGAGGCCAAGCUGCAGAUUGCGCUGGCUGAAAUACCACUUUUAAGGUCUAACCUAAAAAAUGAGUUGGCUCACAUGGAUCAACAAGGAGGGGGAUCAAGAUAUAUAAUGGGCUCAGGCGAGACAUUCACAGAAGUCCAGCAGAGACUGCUUAAAGAAAGAGAGCUAAAGAUUAAACAUGCAUUAGAGAAGCUUAGGAAAAAGAGAAACCUUCUCAGGACCCAGCGACGUCGAAGGGAGUUUCCCAUAAUCUCAGUAAUGGGAUAUACCAACUGUGGUAAAACCACUCUUAUCAAGGCCCUGACAGGCGAUGCAGACCUCCAGCCCCGUGACCAGCUUUUUGCCACCCUUGAUGUUACAACACAUGCUGGCUUGCUCCCCUGUCGUAUGCCAGUUCUUUAUGUUGACACUAUUGGAUUUCUCUCACAGCUUCCACAUAACCUGAUUGAGUCCUUCUCAGCAACACUGGAAGAUGUUGUGUAUUCGGAUUUAAUAGUCCAUGUGAGAGAUAUAAGUCAUCCUGAAGCCACAAAUCAGAAAACAAGUGUCCUGUCAGUUUUGAAGAAUUUGAAUAUACCACAUCAUCUUCUUGAUACUAUGGUCGAGGUUCACAACAAAAUUGAUUUAGUUGAAAAAUAUGAGGCCUCUGCAGACGCAUUACCGCUGUCUGCUCUUCUUGGGCACGGAUUGGAAGACCUAAAGCAACAGAUUGAAACUGGUGUUAUGAGAAGCACUGGAAGAAAUAUUGUAACCAUCAAUGUAAACCUGGCAAGCCCACAAUUAAGCUGGUUGUAUAAGGAGGCGUCUGUACAAGAAGUAAAUGUGUUGCCAGAAGAUGGUAGAGCCAAUGUUCGAGUUAUAAUAACCACCGCUGCUCUGGGAAAAUAUAAGAAACAGUUUCCUGGCUGAGAGUGGUUACCGGUUGCAUAUGGUUCACAAUGGCUAAAUGAAGAUUUUUUUUUUCUCUGCUUUGAAGAGAACCACUGCCACUUGGGGGAUGGCUGAAGACUGUUAACAUAACCUUGUUUUACUACAAUGUAUUUAUUGGUAAAAAUACUAUGUUCAGGAUUUGCCAGUUUACUGUGUCACUUGGUCAUGAUCUCCUAAAAAAAAAAAGGUUGCAAGAUAAUUUAUAAAUAAUAAAAUUUAACAUAUUUUGCAAAGAA